Molecule: messenger RNA, 921 nt
Organism: Lycium barbarum (goji berry)
Lineage: Eukaryota; Viridiplantae; Streptophyta; Magnoliopsida; Solanales; Solanaceae
Exons: 2
Coding region: 145-705 (186 amino acids)
Source: RefSeq, a predicted model, not a curated record
UCCUGGAUUCACUCUUAUUAAAAGCACAAGGACCAUUUUGUUCAUUUUCUCUAUAUUUUAUGGUCUUCAUUCUUCAACCUUAGAGGUGCAGUUGAAUUUUUUUUUUUAAAAAAGAAAAACAGAGAGAGGGAGACUAGCAUAACAAUGAGUUUUCCAACGAAGAAAGCUCAACAGCUUAAAAUGCACUUUCACAGUACAAGAAAGGGGGAUGAUGAGACCAUUGAGUCCUAUGUGAAAAGAUUGAAGUCCAUAGCAGAUUCUCUAGCAGCAAUCGAUAGUCCAAUAUCAGAUUCGGACAUGGUGUUGCAACUUCUUGCUGGUUUGCCUAGUGAAUACGAGCCCCUCAAGAAAAUAAUAUCAUCAAGGUGGCCUCUCCCCACUUUUGAAGACGCUUGUUCCAUGGUGUACAUGCAGGAACGCAAAUUUUUGCAGGAUCAUCACGAGGAGCAAAAUACAACUGAUCCUCGUAUUGUGGGUGAAGAGGAGUCUUCUGGUUUUACUACCCUAGAGAAAGUGGGUACUGUAGUGAGAGUAGUGAGUACUGUAGUUGUUACUGCAGCUACUGUAGCUGGUGUAUUACCUACUGUAGCUGGUGCAGUUGGUGCAGUGGGUGCAUCGAGGAUGAUUGUAGGUUGUGCAGUGUGUGCAGUAGGUGCAGUGGCUAGCUGGAAAGUUUGGCAGUCGCAAAAAAAAUUACGGAUAUGAAUAGAGCUAGUCUUAUUGUGUUUGUAUUUGUUGUUUAAUUAAGUAACAAUUGGGUCUAACUGAUCUUCAUCUUCUAAAACCUUGAAUUGUUACUCCUAUUUAAAGUUUGUCUUUGAGAUGUAUGAUAUGCAACAUGAUGUGAAGUUAAAGUUGUAUUACAAUAUUUUCAUUUUCCUUUCGGGGCAUUUUUGGUAUGGAGGUAUGUUUUUUCUUCAA